Molecule: messenger RNA, 2121 nt
Organism: Baudoinia panamericana UAMH 10762
Lineage: Eukaryota; Fungi; Ascomycota; Dothideomycetes; Mycosphaerellales; Teratosphaeriaceae
Exons: 5
Coding region: 1-2121 (706 amino acids)
Biological process (GO): positive regulation of transcription by RNA polymerase II; DNA-templated transcription
Molecular function (GO): DNA-binding transcription factor activity, RNA polymerase II-specific; sequence-specific DNA binding; zinc ion binding
Source: RefSeq, a predicted model, not a curated record
AUGGAGACGGCUUCGGAGGACUCUCCCGGGCAGAAGAGUCCCAGCUCGAAAAGGGCACGCGUGAACUUGGCGUGCAAGAGAUGCAAGCACAGGAAGCAACGGUGUGAUGGUUCGCAGCCUCAGUGUACUUCCUGUCGGAAGGUUAAGGUAGAUUGUGUUUACGAACGUGUGCUUCGCCCCCAGUAUCCGGGUGGGAAAACCCAAUAUAUUGGUGCGCUGGAGGAGAGGGUAGCGUUCCUCGAAUCGCGCUUACCCGAAUACGGGCGAGACCACUAUACGGCCCCUAGCCGCUUAGAAGACCGUCAUGACCAGCUGCCAACAACACAACCAGGAGAGCAAAGAGACUCCAAGUUGGUUGAUGGUGUCGCAUACCUGUCCCUUUGCGCAUCAGGUGCCACAGACGCAGAACCGGAACCUUUCUAUGUGGGAAAUAGCUCCGGAGCUACGGUGGCCAGGUUGCUUCAAGCAUCCAUAUUCCGGCCGCUCAAGGACAGUGAUGAUGGUCUGCUUAACCACGCCUCUGCCAUGGGGGUGCUCCGGCCAAACAGCGCACACGCAACGGACAAGUGUCCCAGCGCCGAAGCAUUCGCAAUGCCCGUUGGCGGGGAGGCCGCGCACCUUUUCCACGUCUUCUUCGAGAGAAUGCAUACACGGUGGCCUGUUCUAGACCGCAAACUCUACGCUGCACUUUUUCAAGCGCAGCUCGCAGAUCCAGGCUCUCUCACCAUCGUACAGCGAAGCAUCUUCCACCUGUUGUUUGCGAUCACUGCCCGUUUUCUACAUCUCAUGAAAAAGCCCAGUUCUGUUGAUCCGGAGGCCCAGCUACUCGCGGCCAUUGAACCGAUGGAAUAUAUCUUGGAGCAGCGCAACAUCUCGACUCUGCAGUUCCUUUGCUUGCUCGUCGUUUACGGUCAUCGAGCGCCUUACGGAGGUGGGACAUGGUCGCAAAUCCGCUAUGCUAUGACUCUUGCGAUGGAGCUGGGUUUGCAUCGGAAACGGCGCUCCUUAUCAGCCUCAAGUACACGUGAUACCGAGAUUCGGUCAAGAGUCUUCUGGGCUCUUUAUUGCUUAGAUCGCAUGUCAAGUACCACACUAGGACGUCCAUUCGCAAUCAGCGAUCGAGAGGUAGAUGCAGACUUACCAGUCAGCAAUGUAGCUACUUUCGAUCUCACCAACCUCACGGACGAGCAUCAUAUUGACCAUGGGUGGUCCAACGUCGUGCCUUUCCUGCACAUCGUUCGGUUACGUCGCAUUCAAUCUCGUGUGCAAGGCUUCCUGUUCCGCUGCGACAAGGACGUUCUUGCCGCCGUCUCUUCGAACGACAGUGGGACGAAUGCCAAGCUUAACAGCAUGCUCAUGGAUAUGGACGCUUGGAGAGACGAUAUUCCUCAGCCGUCAAUCCAGUCAGAAACGGCAAGGUGGAUGGUUGAUCCUGAAGCCGCAUACCACGAUUCCAGGGAGUAUUUCGACCUGCAAUACCACAAAACGCUCCUAAGCAUAUUCGUGGCCCUGUUGCCGAACUUGCAAGCGGACGAUCACCGAUUCUCUGCCGGCUUGCGGUCGGCCUCCGCUGUGUGCAAGACGUACAAGAAGCUGAAUCAGCAACGAAUACUCAGCUACACCAUAACGGCGCUGCAUUCCUGCUUCGUAGCUGGGCUGACCCUGGUGUAUUGCCUGUGGCGCGAGAGAAGUCUCUUCGACUAUGAUGCAAUGGAAGCAAUCCAGGCCUGCACUCAGAUCUGUACGAUUUUCGGCGAGAAAUGGCCUGGUGCUGUAAAGUACAGAGACAUGUUUGAUGCCCUUGCCGGAACACUGAUGAAGGCUGCGAUGAGUUCGACCACCCAUAGUUACCACGAGCAGGGACUACCAUUAUCGGAUCCAGCCUGCCGAACAACCAGCACCGGACUGCCGAUGAAAGAGGCUGUGUGCGACAUUCAGCAAGAGGCCCCUGGCGGCUGGCAGGCUGUCCGUAUGCUUGAUGAGAUGCUCGGCUAUGGUGGAGAUCAUCUGCCGGAGCAACAAUACUCGGACAUAGAGGCAGGCAUCCAGCCUGCCACUUUCUACUAUGACCAAGCGGUCGACUGGUCGCAGACAGGCGACCCGAUGUGGAGUUUGUACUGA